Nothobranchius furzeri (turquoise killifish) is the source of this 5484-nucleotide messenger RNA. Its product is annotated as metabotropic glutamate receptor 4. The record is from RefSeq and is a predicted model, not a curated record. Gene Ontology annotation, cellular component: plasma membrane. NCBI's taxonomy places the organism in Eukaryota, Metazoa, Chordata, Actinopteri, Cyprinodontiformes, Nothobranchiidae. Gene Ontology annotation, molecular function: adenylate cyclase inhibiting G protein-coupled glutamate receptor activity. Gene Ontology annotation, biological process: regulation of synaptic transmission, glutamatergic; G protein-coupled glutamate receptor signaling pathway.
CCUCCGUCUAUCAGUUGGAGAGGGCUCUCGCCUCGGGUGUGAGAUACGCGCUACUCUGUACCUUUUAUCCUGUAAAAGAUCCGAUCCCGGUCUCGAUUAUUGGCGUUUCUCAGUCCAGCCCUUCGCUUCCCAUUCGCGCACUGCCUAAAGUUGAGGACUUGAGACUUUCAGCACCACUUUUCCACGGACAGCGCUCGCUACGAUGCCGAGACACGGAUGCAGCCUCGACACGCGUGCGGAUUCCUGAUGGAUACUAAGUUACGAGGUUUCAGCGCUUUUCUCUAAAACAAAGGAACUCGUUUUUUUUUCUUGAACAGGAAAUCUUUGCCCCCAAAACAACAAAAAUAACGACAUUUUUCCGUGGAAGUGGGUCAUUUCUUAAAGGAUCCUCGUGGGGAGAAAGGCAGGGUGAAGCGCACGUGAGGGCUGGCAGACUGAAUAGAUCAGAAGGACACCCUUUUUUGUGCCAUUGUUACUCAUGGCAACCACAGCCUUGAGUCUUGCUUGAAUUGGCUCACGUACAAGAACAUUUUCUGUUCACUCUGAAGCCUGUGGACCUGAGACGGCCUGAGGGCUCUGACAUACACCAAAUCCCUGCCCAGGGGAACGGCGCAGAUUAAAAACUUCUGAUUGAGGUCGAGGGGAAAGAGACACAGAGAAGGAGGGAGAAAGAGGAAAAAAACCUGUCGUCCAUCUUUGUUCUUCCUAAUGUUCUAACUGAAAGAUCUCUAUAGGAAAGGAGACACAAAAGCAGCAGCCCACAACAGUGGUCAGAUGAUGGAGUGAUGGAGUAAAGGAGGAGAAGAGGAUUACGUCCUAUGAAAGAACCAAACUCAUAUUUUACUCUAAUUGAAGGCCGAGAUAAGAGAGGAGAGACAUGAGAGGAAACCUUUUCUCUGACAACUGCUUCACGAGGCAAUGCAAUUAACCCUCUGGCCUUCAUUAAAUAAUACCUGGCUUUUGUUGCUCUCUGAUUGCCGGUGUGGAUGUGUGCUCGGGCUGUGAUCAUGUUUCAGCCCGCAGCGCGUGCGCCGGAUCGGACCGGCUGUCACGGAAACAUCCGCACUUUGCUACUGCUGCUGCUUCUUUAUGGCUCCCUCAAGGCCUCUCAGGCUGCCAAGCCCAAAGGGCCAGGACAAGCGCACUUGAACUCCAUCCGCAUUGACGGAGACAUCUCCUUAGGUGGGCUAUUCCCAGUGCAUGCCAGGGGUCACGACGGGAAGCCUUGUGGGGAGCUGAAAAAGGAGAAGGGAAUUCAUAGACUAGAGGCGAUGCUCUUUGCCCUUGACCGCAUCAAUAAUGAUAAUAAUCUUCUGCCGAACAUCACUCUGGGAGCGCGGAUCCUAGACACCUGUUCCAGGGACACUCACGCCUUGGAGCAGUCACUCACCUUCGUGCAGGCUCUGAUUGAGAAGGAUGGGACGGACGUCAAAUGUCUCGGCGGGGGCCCGCCCAUCAUCACCAAACCCGAGAGAGUGGUGGGUGUGAUUGGAGCUUCCUCCAGCUCCGUUUCCAUCAUGGUGGCCAACAUCCUGCGCCUCUUUAAGAUACCCCAAGUGAGCUACGCCUCUACGGCCCCAGAACUCAGCGACAACACCCGCUACGACUUCUUCUCCCGUGUGGUGCCUCCAGACACGUAUCAGGCCCAGGCCAUGGUGGACAUUGUUAAGCACAUGCGCUGGAACUACGUCUCCACGGUGGCCUCGGAGGGAAACUAUGGAGAGAGCGGCGUCGAGGCUUUCAUUCUGAAGUCUCGGGAGGACGGCGGUGUGUGCAUCUCACAGUCAGUCAAAAUUCCCCGGGAGCCAAAACAGGGAGAGUUUGACAAGGUCAUCCGGAGACUCCGAGAAAAUCCAAAUGCAAGAGUCGUCAUACUUUUUGCCAAUGAAGACGAUAUAAGGCGGCUACUCCAGGCAGCAAAAAAGGCAAACCAGACCGGCCAUUUUAUCUGGGUGGGUUCAGACAGCUGGGGCUCAAAGAUCACUCCAGUUGUGCAGCAGGAGGAGAUGGCAGAGGGAGCAGUCACCAUCUUACCCAAACGCCAGACCAUCAAAGGGUUUGAUCGUUACUUCAUCAGCAGAACACUGGAAAACAACAGAAGGAAUAUCUGGUUUGCUGAGUUCUGGGAGAACAACUUCAGCUGCAAACUCAGCCGUCACGCCGUGAAGAAAGGCUCCGGACUCAAAAAGUGCACAAAUCAGGAGCGAAUAGGAAAGGACUCACAUUAUGAGCAGGAGGGAAAGGUGCAGUUUGUCAUUGAUGCAGUCUAUGCAAUGGCUCACGCUUUGCACAACAUGCACCAAGAACUCUGCCCCGGGAGAGUGGGCCUCUGCGACAAAAUGGACUCCAUCAAUGGCACCUACCUGCUUAAGCACAUUCGCCGGCUGAAUUUUGCAGGCAUAGCUGGCAACCCAGUGCUCUUCAACGAGAACGGAGAUGCCCCUGGACGCUACGAGAUCUACCAGUAUCAGAUCAAAAACCGAACAGCUGAAUAUAAAAUCAUCGGCCACUGGACAGACCAACUCCACCUAAAUGUGCGUUCGAUGCAGUGGCCCGGUGGCAUCCGUCAGAUCCCUUCCUCAAUCUGCAGCCAGCCCUGUCAGCCAGGCGAGCGCAAGAAGAUAGUGAAGGGCAUUCCUUGCUGUUGGCACUGCGAGCGCUGUGAUGGCUAUCAGUAUCAGGCAGACACCUACACGUGUAAGAUGUGUCACUUCAAUAUGCGGCCUAAUGACAAUCACACAGGCUGCGUUCCAACUCCCAUUGUGAAGCUGGAGUGGAGCUCCCCGUGGGCAGUUAUCCCUGUGCUUAUCGCAGUCCUUGGCAUCAUGGCCACAUUGUUUGUGGUGGUCACGUUCAUCCGCUACAACGACACACCAAUUGUGAAGGCAUCAGGGAGAGAGCUGAGCUACGUGCUGCUAACUGGAAUUUUCCUCUGUUACGCCACAACCUUCCUGAUGAUUUCCUCCCCGGAUGUAGGAAUCUGUUCGCUUCGAAGGAUCUUCUUGGGUCUCGGGAUGAGCAUUAGUUAUGCUGCCCUGCUCACCAAAACCAAUCGAAUAUACCGCAUCUUCGAGCAGGGCACCAUGUCUUUGAGCGCGCCCAGGUUCAUAUCUCCUGCCUCCCAGCUCGUCAUCACCUUCACCCUGGCCUCGGUGCAGCUACUCGGGGUGUGCAUUUGGUUUAGCGUGAACACUUCCAAGGCCGUUAUCGACUAUGAGGACCAGAGGAUGUCCAACCCUGCGAUGGCUCGAGGAGUGCUCAAGUGUGACAUCUCUGACUUGUCUCUCAUCUGUUUGCUGGGCUACAGCAUGCUGCUCAUGGUCACAUGCACGGUUUAUGCCAUCAAAACAAGGGGGGUGCCGGAGACUUUCAACGAGGCCAAACCCAUUGGUUUCACCAUGUACACAACCUGCAUCAUUUGGCUUGCAUUUAUCCCAAUCUUCUUUGGCACUUCACAGUCCACAGAUAAGAUGUACAUCCAAACAACCACGCUAACCAUCUCCGUGAGCCUGAGCGCUUCGGUAAUCCUCGGGCUGCUCUACAUGCCUAAGGUCUACGUGAUUCUUUUACACCCUGAGCAGAACGUGCCGAAGCGCACACGGAGCCUUAAGGCUGUGGUUACCGCCGCCACCAUGUCCAACAAGUUCAACCCUAAAGCCGGACUCAGACCCAACGGAGAGGCCAAGACCGAACUGUGUGAAAGCCUCGAAACACAAUCCUUCUCCACAAAGCAAACCUACAUCAGCUACAGCAACCAUGCAAUCUAAGGGACCAAGGUUCUUAUCGCAAUUCAGGAUUUCCACCCCAGGAGUGGGAGGGAAGGAAAAAUAAAUAAAACGUGCAGUGGAAUUUCACACAGUUGGAAAAAAAAGGAGAUUUGUCGUUGUGCGGGUGGAGAUCACAGAAGCAUCGCCCAAAGACGUGACAUGCUGAGGAGAAACCACAAAGGAAGGCAGAGACGGACGAAAGAGACGACCUGAACAGAAAACUGUACCAUUUUAAAGAUUUCAUCUUCUGUCAAACAGCAACACACACACACACACACACACACACACACACACACACACACACACACACACACACACACACACACACACACACACACUGGAGGAUGGAGCUUUCCUUUGGAGUGUUUACGUUUCUGCAUCGCCGUCUUUACAAGAACCUCAGAGAUCUCGAGCAGCUCUGCCUGGAACUGAAACCAAAUCAAAAAUAUGUUCAGGCCUUUUUAAUGUUAUCUCAAAACACUUAAAAGGCCCCGCGGGAAUUGUUGAAUGGAAAAAAAGGCAUGAAAAUACGGAUUUCUAGCAGGAGCUUGUGUUCGUUUUUAUUUUCAAUGCAUUCCGGUCUCACGAGUCAGCCGACUGAAAAAGGUGAUCAUCCCAACAAUGCAGCAGAUGCGGACCUGACCACACGCUUCCCGUCCUCCGCCAGGUUCUCUCUGAGUAUCAAACGACCAAACUUACAGAACAGGAUCUUUGCCAAUUUUCAGCAUGCCAGUUUCAACAUCCUGUGUUGUGUUGUUUAAAAAAUAUAAUAAAAAAGGAAAAAAUAUUAUCUUUGGAAUGCGUUUAAAAUCUGUUGCAGCGUCGUUAACAAUUGUUUAGGCACGAGCCUACUGUUCGUUGAAAAAAAUCUGUUUUUUUUAUUGGUGAAGGUCUAGUGAGUGAUUGUUUCUCUGUGCUUAGGUGAGAUCAUGAUUUUGUACCAACAGCUAGCCGACGGCUGCCACUGCCCUCCUCAUACCUGUCUGUGCUCUGAAACAGCAGCUCAUGGUUAAACAGCGUUUAGCCAGGAGAUCUCACGGUGAGCUGUCAUCCAGGAUGACCCUCUCAUCACUGCCAUCAGCUACUCUCUUGGUCAUGCGAGCAAAGUGUAAGGUCGAAGCUUAGCCGUACAGAUCCAUUAGCAUGGGAAUUAAGAUGAAGGAUGCCCUUGGGAGGAUGGUGCAGCUCGUCCUGGAGCGAUAUCCGUAACGGCCUGGCCUCCUCUACAGGCACUCUCUUGAUAAGGAAGCAUAAGGAAGCUGUAAAGCUUUUCAACAAAUGAACAUCUAAUUGCAAAAAUACUAUAUCUCUAUCAAUCACCCUGAGCUUGCUGAACAGCUUAAUGUUUGGCUUCCUGCAGUAUAAAAGCGCUCUGACGUCUCGGGGAGAAAGACGCGCUGUGGGGUCAUCUGUGUUGUGAAUUCAGUGCCGCUUUUCCCGCCUCCCUGUCUUAAUUUCAACACCAUUUGUGUUGCAGAAUAAAAUGUGAGUGCUGACCAAAUUAAAUGGCAAGUUAAUGUAUGUUAUUAAAUAGAGUGAUGAUGUCUGCUUUAUGUCCCGACAUAUCCUAAAAUCGAGGAAAAUGUUCAAAAAGAUACAGUGCCUGGCUAUCUGAAUACGUAUUUGUAAAACCUCAUGACAACUAAUGAAAUGUGUGAAGCAUGUUUAAUUUUUUAUACAAAAUUUAUUAUUUCUAUUAAAAAAGUUUCCAAACUUG